AUGCAUUUGCAGCUCGCCUGGCGUGCCGUGCUGCGACAGCACCCGGAAGCGGUGAUCGAGGCGAACUUUUUGGGUAUGCCCAUCAGCUACGAGAAGGUGAAGGAGCGGUGGCCCCGGCUGGUGGAGACACUCGGGAUUUCAGAGGAGGAGGCGCUGCGGAUUAUUCAGAUGGAUGCGACACCCUUGCUGGUGGAGUCUGAUUCCGUCUCAGAGGUGUUGGCCCGCCUCGCUGCCAUCAGCUCCAGAGACAAGGCCUUGGAGCUGGUGGGGCGCAGCCCGUCGUUGCUGGUCGGUGGGGCCAUGCACAAGGAGGCCCAGGUCAUCCGCACUCAGCCGGCAUUUGUCUUGGAGACUGAAGAGACCCCAGUGACGCACUGGAAGACCUAUGACUUCUUCGAGGACACCCCCGUCGCCCGCGUGCCCAGUGCGGAGACGUGGGAUGGCCUCGAGGAGCUCGACGAGCUUUGCAUGGGUCCCGUUGAGAGCGAAGACUUUGAAGAGGCGACUAUGACUCCAGUCCUGACAUUCGACCCUUUCGAGCCGGCCUUGGAAGCAGCACCCCGCGCUUUGCGGAUGGUGCCCUUUCCGGUGUCUGCCGAGAAGCCUCAGAGACCGGCCCAGCUGUGCUGGCGCCUGGACGGGCGCAAGCUGCAGAGCUCGGAGAAGCAGAUGUUGUCCCCUGUCUUCCACCUGGAACUUCCAUCCGACUCCAGUGCGCCUUUCCGUGUCAUGGUUCUGGCCAAAGAGACCUGCGGCCGGAACCAGCAGGGCUUUGCGAAGGCCAAGGGUGUUGGACGCAUCUUUCUGAAGUGCGAGUCCUCGCAGGCCGUCCGGGUGCAGGCGCGCAUCACCGUGAGUGGGGCGAAGACGGAGACCCGCGGGCCUUUCCUCCACGACUUCAACGAGAGCUCCUGCUGCCCGCUGGGCGGGGAGUGGGGCCUGGCGGCGUUGCUGGACGCCACCAGGAGCCUGGAGGUCCAGGUGGAGCUCGUGGCAGACAAGAACAUGGCCGCGGCGUCCUUGAUAGACGUUCUCUACGCGGGACGUUUGUACAAGGUGCUUGAGGAAGAGGGACGGGACAAUGAAGGCAAGCUGGCCGAGAUUGAGCUGUACGCCGGCUUGCUCUCAGCUUUCCGGCCCUGCGUGGAUCUGGUGCUCUCAGGCCUCACCGCCCGCGACGCCACCGACGCCACGCGCCGGCUCUUUCGGACGCUUCAGGAGAGUGCGCCGAAUGAAUCGAUUCGCGUCCUACUGGGGCGAGUGGCAGACGCCGAUGAGCCUUGGUCCUACCUUGCCGAUCAAACCAGGGCAGGCUUCUCCAUCGGAGGGCGGCUGGCGCUACAGCCUGCGCUGACGCAGAAGAUCCUCCCGCACUCCCGGCCCAUUGUGAAUCACCUGCCCUCGAUUUACACUCGCCUCUCCAUCUUGGGUCCGCACGUGCCAAGCAUUGUGCGCAUCCUGGACCAGUACCUGGAUGUUGUGGAGCCGCACCUAGACAGGAUCAUGGAGCGGAUGGACAGGAUUGAGCCACACCUGCCGUACAUCCUGCUUCACUUGGAUGUGCUGGCCAAGCACUGUGGCCCCUUGCUUGACCACUUUGACCUGCUUCUGCCAUAUGCUGAGCUAGGCCGCGCUCGUCCCACCCCUGACCUGGAGCGAUGCUUUGAUGAGCCGCAGAUCGAGUCGGUGGAGGCGUGCGUCGUGGACAACCUGGUUGACGACUGGGAAGGUGCAGCAAAGGUGGAGGACGGCCCUGUGAUCGGGCCUGGUGACCUCAAGGUGCUUCGUGUCCAGGAGAAUUCCUACCUUCCCAAGCUGCUGCCCUAUGUCGACUUCCUGGUGCCGCACCUCGACGAGCUGGCGCCCCAUCUUCCCCUGGAUAUUGUACGUCCCGGGGGUGCCUCGCCUCGUGUGCUGGAUCAGCAAGCGGCUGCCGUAGGAGCCUCAGGCGCGGGGUCCCAGUCGACGCUGGGUGUUCAGAGCGAGGGCUCCGCUGCCCAGGCAGACUGGAGCGGGUCCGGAGGAGGCACGAGGCACCAGGCCAACAAGCCGGGGGUCAGCGCCAUGAUGCCCGACCUGGAUCGCGCCUGUGGGCGCGGGGUUUCAGUCGGGUUUGGCUUAUUGCACUUCUCCAAUUUGCAGUUCUCGGCUUUGCGAGUGUGUCCGGUGUUGUCGUUAGAUCUGGUCCGACGCGGCAUGGCGGAGCCGAUGGAAAUCCAGGACUUCCACAUGUUGAGGUGCAACUGGGUGUGCAAAGAUGCCCAGUCAGGGUGCAAGAACGCGACCCAUGCGGUCUGCUGGAUCACCUCGUGCCAGCACGUUCUGUGUGACGAGCACGCCAGGAAGGCCUUCGGCCAUGGGAAUUCCUGCCCGGUGUGCGGCUUCAGAGACGCAAGGGUCAUCAAAGCGAACCUGUCUAGCGAGGGCCGGGCACAAGCCAGAAAGGGCAUCGUGCCAGGGCUGGCACCCUCUGAGAUCAUGGACUCUGCCGCGCUGAAUGUGGAAUUUUGGAUUCGGCAGAAAGCCUUGACUUCUAUUCAGUGCAAGCAGCGGUGCCUGCAGCUGGAGGAGCGCGCGGGUACCAUGGCUCAAGCGGCGGAGGAGCAAAUCCAGGCAGCGCAUGUGAAGUCCAAGCGUCUGGAGGAGGAGCAGGUGGACCUGCAGAAGAGGCUAGACACUUUGGAGGCUGAGCGGGGGAAGGUCAACCAUCGGAUCUCAGGGCUGAGGAAGGAGAUUUCUGAUGCAGAGAUGCGGUAUGAGAGGGUGCGCAGCCAAGUGGGGGGUAUGGAGGACGUGCUCUCCCGCCAGCAUUCCCCAAGCCGCCUCCAUUCGCAGCCCCUUUUCAACUUCCAGGGCGCCCGCCGGGGCGUCUCUGCCUCGCCCCGGCGGGAGGGCCGGGCCCACUGGUUUGCACCUGAGGCCUCCAGCCCCAGCCGGGAUGUGCGCGACCUGGAUCGCCUCGAGCGCCACCACAUCGACCGCUUGGACCGGAUCGGCCGGGAUGGCGGGGAUGGCCAGGAUGGCCCUGGCAACCUCGGCAUCGACCUCGGCUCCCGGAGCCCGGGCCCCCGGGCCGAUCGUGCUCGCGGCCUUCGCUCGACAGCGCCCGCCUUUGCCGGGGGUUGGCUGGGUUCAGCUCGGAUGACCAGGACCGACUGUUUGAUGAAUGCUGCUUUGCCCAUCAGCAAAUUCAGGAGCUCGCGGGCUGCUGUAGUGACCUUCGACUUGGACGAUACCUUGUGGCCUGUUGUCGAGGCGAAUCAGCAGAUCGCAAGGGCGUAUGACCUGCCAGCGGACCAGGUAAUGGGCGCUAUGCGGCGCCUGCGCCGUGAACCGGUUGGCGAGAGCGCAAGCUACACGAGCCUUCGCUGCAUGGCCUACGCGGAGUUGCUGGGUGGCGACGAGGCCACCGAAGAGAUUGUCAAAGCGUGGGUGGCUGCUCGCAACCGGGCUGGAGCUCUGCACCUCUACCCCGACGUGGUGCCAUGCUUGGAGGGGCUGGCUUCAUCUGGAGCCAUGGUUGGAGCUAUCACCAACGGUGCUGGCAAUCCGAGCGAUAUCCCGCCUUUGGCCGACUUUUUUCAUUUCUGUGUCUCUGCAGAGGAGGAUACAAUUUUCCCACACCGCAAGCCUUCUCCGGUGAUUUUCGAGGAGGCGCUUGCCCGUGCUCGCGCACUUGGCUGGAGUGGCAAGACAGAGUGGUGGCAUGUGGGCGACGACCUUGCCACAGAUGUGGCAGCUGCUUCCCGUGUGGGCAUGAGGACGGUGCAUGUGGACCGCCCCGGCCAGACGGAGAACCGCUUCAGCGUCAGCUCCAAAGAGGAGCUCGCAGCGCGACAGGCCGGGGCAGCGCCUUGGCUAUGUCAGAGGCUCGAGGCCAGGUCUCAAAUGGCUGUGGGUCAAACAUAG
This is a messenger RNA of Effrenium voratum, 3909 nucleotides long. NCBI's taxonomy places the organism in Eukaryota, Dinophyceae, Suessiales, Symbiodiniaceae. The record is from the annotation of a GenBank genome assembly.